UGUACUUGUUCGUCCCCAUGAUAUUGAAUAUUGGAUUGAGGAGCAUGUUUUGAGUGUUGCGGAUUAGUUUUUUUCUCGUGUCAUAAAGGAAAAGUAUGGAAACUAUGGAAAGUGUUGCUCAUUCGGUCAAUAAUGGGAUAUAUUUUAGAGAGUCAUCACCUCAUGUUUACAAAUUCAUCACUGAAUGCCCAGAAAAUUUGUCAAAUAGUGGAGAUAACAGUUAUAAUUUUACUAGUGACAGUGAAUUAGACUCACAAUUAGGAAAUAAUAGCGUUCAAUUGAUCAAUAUUUCUGAAGUUAAUGACGACACAUCGUUUUCUGAUAUUCAUCCACCCGGUAGUAAGCGCAGAUUAUGCGCCAACGUUAAUGGUAUCACUGAUAUGAUUGCCCAACAGCCUUGUUUCACAGACGAACGUAAUUCUUGUGAAAAACUUACCAAAGGAAAACAGAAGAUACCUAUUGAAUUUAUUUCUGAUCGUACUAAGAGAUAUUCUACUUUUUCAAAACGUAAAACUGGACUUAUGAAAAAGGCUGUGGAAUUGGCAGAAUUAACCGGUGCAGAAGUAUUAUUACUUGUUGCUUCAGAAACAAAUCAUGUUUAUACGUUUGCAACACAAAGAUUGAAAGGUAUUAUUGAAUUGGAAUGUGGUAAAAAGUUAAUACAGACUUGUCUAAGUUCAUCUGUGAAUCCAAACAAUUCAUCGAUGAAAAAUGAUCAGCCAGAUUUAAACAGUUCGCAAGUUAAUAAAAAUGUAAAUAGUCGGAAAAGUUGCAAGAAGGAAGAUAGUACAGUUAUUGUUAACAGUGAUACAUUUGGUAAAAAGGAAUACGUUAGUGAUUUAAAAAAUGUAUCCAAUAAAAGUAGUAAAGUGAACUCAACGUUACAAAAUGACGCAGUUCCUAAAUUGUUAAAUCAGAAUCAUGUUGAUGAAUUGGAGCAUCGUAUUGAUAUCAUCCCAAGUACAAUUAUAGAUUCUGGUCAAAAUGGUCGUACUGUGUCGUUAAAUAAUGAAGCGUUUUGUAAUAAUAUUUCUCAGGCAACUAACAUUUCCAACUCAUCUGAAUGUAAAAAAGUGGUAUAUGUUCCAGUUAGUGUAUCUCCAUCACAAAAUGUUCUCUCAUUAACUCCGUUAUCCUCUAGCCUUCUUUUAACUGCACAAAUGGCCACAAAUCAAUUACUUUUAGUUCCGCAGUUAAAUUCAGUUCAUUAUGUUACAUCAUCUUCAGGAAAUGUAUUAAAUAGCUCACUAAAUACACCAACUUCAAACUCGUGUAAUCCUUAUUUAAUGGGGUUUUUAAAUGUCAAUACAAACAAUGGUUCGUCAGAAAUACUUACAAAUUGUGUAACAAAAGAAUCAACCAACUUCACUUCCAAAAGUUCUACUAAUGAAAGCGUAACUAAUCAAUUUAUGAAUAAUUCAUGUAAAUAUAACUUAAAACCUCCAGAUUAAAUCAAUGCUUAUUUGACCGAUCCCUCCUCUAUUCCUCGUUCUUCUCUGGAAACAAAAUGCUUUUCUUUAGUUCAUAAUUUAUUUUACUCCCUCGAGUUUGUUUAUCUUUUUCAAAUUAUCUAGAAUAUUAAAUAUUAUUUUGAAAACAACUUAGUUGUUUUCUAAAGUUAUUUAAAAAUUAUGUGACGAAGCUUUUACAACAAUCUACUAACCUGUUAACAUCUUCCCAAUUAUUUGAAAGUACUCAAGUUUAUGGCCUUUAACACUUGGAAGCCUUGAAAAUAGCUUUAGUUGAGAAGUGAUAACAACUAAUACACUUCUGAGAGCACGUGUUUUAUAACUUUUGGGGUAUAUUGAUAGUACCUAUCUCAUUCACUUCUAUAUAAAGGGGGCCAGUUGUGGUUAGAGACUUUGGGUGACAAGGUUCUGAAUAGUUCUCCGUAGCGCAGAUGUAUUCAGUCUUUGUCUGCCUUUACAUAGUACAUACGGGAAACCAACAAGCAAAUAAAUUUGAUCAAGAGUGACAAAGAAAAACUAUUACAAAUUAUCUUCAUUCACAGAAUCCAUUCAAGGACGUUAUGUAAAAUUGGAGUAUAGCGUAAUACUCCGCACCUCGUUCAUGUCAAUAUACACAUUAUUUACCUGGAACACACAUUCCGUGUCAGUGACUACUUUCAAAACCACUGCUUAAAGUGGCUAAAUUAUUCUUGCAAAUAAUUACCAGAAACCGUGAGUCCACUAAUUACCCUCUCACUGUAUAUCCCUCUUAAAACAACAGUAAUCAGAAACUUCAUUGGAUGAAUGAUUUUUUAGGACACAAAAAACAAAAAAGAUAUCGGUAAAACGCUAGUUGGGACUUGCGUUUAUCAUUUCUAGUGAGAUUUUGGCAUCGUUAACAAACCUGAGUAGUGUUGCGACCGCCUUAGCACGUUAAUUACGAAUGAUAUUUAGUUGACUAAAACCAAGUUCUUAAGUGUAAAAUUGUUUCUGUAUACUCUUCUGCUCUUAACAGAUCGACCAGUCAGAAAAGUAGUUCCGAACGUCCAUCGGAGUACAUUUCUGGAUGAAUAAAACUGUCAGUACCAAAUGAUGAUCCUUAUUUUUAAACAACAAAGCUGAGAAUAUUUUCAAAGAGAUGUUUGUUAGUGUUUGACUUUCAAAUAAAGAAGAGUUUGUCAGAUAGCUGACAAAAUAUCAAACUGAAGCUUCCUGUCAUUUUACUAUCGGUGAUAGCCGUCAUGAUUUUUACAAUAAAUACGAGUGCGAAAUUAAAAGACAUUGGCAGCGACCGACAACAUCCUCAUCAACACGAAGACAUGUUUCGCCAAAUAUCAUGUAACUAACAAAUUAGGCAAGCUAGUGGAUGUAGAUACAAGUCACUUAUUCAUGCUCGUCUGGUCGAAGGAUUGUUUACAGUUACCAGAUAGUUGACGAGUCAAAAAUACGAGCUGCUGCACAUCGUUAACAAGACAAGUCGACUGUUUCGUCGUUCAAUGAAAAACGACACUAGUAACACUCACAUUUUAUUAUUUUCGGAAGCUUCAGCCUCUGUAUUUUCUAAAGGAAUCUUAAACCAGAUAUCGAAUAAUUCCAUAAUGAAUCGCCCACAUUGACCACCAUCACCUGGCAACCUUCUUUAGAUAUCAAUAAAACUUUUCACCUUAAGCACUAUAAUAAAUCUCUUUCGUUUUAAAAACUUUGAGCUAGAAUUAUCAACAGCAUAUUAUUAUUAUUAUUUAUAUAGCU
Messenger RNA from Schistosoma mattheei, 3197 nucleotides. Lineage: Eukaryota; Metazoa; Platyhelminthes; Trematoda; Strigeidida; Schistosomatidae. The record is from the annotation of a GenBank genome assembly.